UGUUUUCUUCCCUCCAGUCUCCCGGCUGCAGGCGGAGCGCGAUGCGCGGAGACCCCCGCGGGGGCAGCGGUGGCGGCCGCGAGCCCCGAUGAGGCCGGAGCGCCCCCGGCCGCGCGGCAGCGCCCCCGGCCCGAUGGAGGUCCCGGUCCGCAAUGACUCCCUGCAGCCCACGCUGACCCCGGCCGUGCCCCCCUACGUGAAGCUCGGCCUCACGGUCGUCUACACCGUGUUCUACGCGCUGCUCUUCGUGUUCAUCUACGUGCAGCUCUGGCUGGUGCUGCGCUACCGCCACAAGCGCCUCAGCUACCAGAGCGUCUUCCUCUUCCUCUGCCUCUUCUGGGCCUCCCUGCGCACCGUGCUCUUUUCCUUCUACUUCAAAGACUUCGUGGCGGCCAAUUCGCUCAGCCCCUUCGUCUUCUGGCUGCUCUACUGCUUCCCGGUGUGCCUCCAGUUCUUCACGCUCACGCUGAUGAACCUGUACUUCACGCAGGUGAUUUUCAAAGCCAAGUCAAAAUAUUCUCCAGAAUUACUCAAAUACCGGUUGCCCCUCUACCUGGCCUCGCUCUUCAUCAGCCUCGUUUUCCUGUUGGUGAAUUUAACCUGUGCCGUGCUGGUGAAGACGGGAAAUUGGGAGAGGAAAGUCAUCGUCUCCGUGCGAGUGGCCAUUAACGACACGCUCUUCGUGCUGUGCGCCGUCUCUCUCUCCAUCUGUCUCUACAAAAUCUCCAAGAUGUCCCUGGCCAACAUCUACUUGGAGUCUAAGGGCUCCUCCGUGUGUCAAGUGACCGCCAUCGGUGUCACCGUGAUACUGCUUUACACCUCUCGGGCCUGCUACAACCUGUUCAUCUUAUCAUUCUCUCAGAACAAGAACGUCCAUUCCUUUGACUACGACUGGUACAAUGUGUCAGACCAGGCAGAUUUGAAGAAUCAGCUGGGAGAUGCCGGAUAUGUGCUAUUUGGAGUGGUGCUUUUUGUUUGGGAACUCCUACCUACCACCUUAGUAGUGUACUUCUUCCGAGUUAGAAACCCUGCAAAGGACCUUACCAACCCUGGAAUAGUUCCCAGCCAUGGAUUCAGUCCCAGAUCUUAUUUCUUUGACAACCCUCGAAGAUAUGACAGUGAUGAUGAUCUUGCCUGGAAUAUUGCCCCUCAGGGACUUCAGGGAAGUUUUGCUCCAGACUACUAUGAUUGGGGACAACAAACUAACAGCUUCCUGGCACAAGCAGGAACUUUGCAACAAGACUCAACUUUGGAUCCUGACAAACCAAGCCAUGGGUAGCAUCAGUUAACAGUUAUGGAUGAUUCCUCAGUUGAAAAGCUUCAGAAAGACAACUUACUGACAGCUGAAUUUUUAGGGCACUUUUCCUUAAGAAAUAGGACUUGAUUUUUAUUUGUUACAGGUUUCUAAUGGCUCUAUAGGACUAAGCAAUAAUUUAGAUUUGAUAAACUCUUAUUUUAGUACUAAAAAGUGAGCCUGGGUAUUUCAGUGGGUAUAAUUUAAACUUUUUAAAGAAAAUCCAUACUUUUAUAAAGAUAUAUUUUAUAUAACUUAAGUAAUAAUGCUAAAGUAUACUAGGGUUUUUUCUUGAGAAUGUUAUUGCAAUAUAUGUUGCAGUUUGCACAGAAUUUAUGCAUAAUUCACUUUACAAGUAUCGAAUAUAUGGUCUAAUAGUU
This is a messenger RNA of Propithecus coquereli (Coquerel's sifaka), 1674 nucleotides long. It is a transcript of the gene GPR137B, whose product is annotated as G protein-coupled receptor 137B. The record is from RefSeq and is a predicted model, not a curated record. Lineage: Eukaryota; Metazoa; Chordata; Mammalia; Primates; Indriidae. The transcript is spliced from 7 exons. Gene Ontology annotation, cellular component: lysosomal membrane. Gene Ontology annotation, biological process: negative regulation of bone resorption; positive regulation of TORC1 signaling; regulation of autophagy. The coding region runs from base 89 to 1279 and encodes 396 amino acids.